Messenger RNA from Penicillium expansum, 2691 nucleotides. RefSeq lists its product as uncharacterized. NCBI's taxonomy places the organism in Eukaryota, Fungi, Ascomycota, Eurotiomycetes, Eurotiales, Aspergillaceae. Gene Ontology annotation, cellular component: cell cortex. The transcript has 3 exons. Gene Ontology annotation, molecular function: GTPase activator activity. The record is from RefSeq and is a predicted model, not a curated record. Bases 1 to 2691 code for a protein of 896 amino acids. Gene Ontology annotation, biological process: regulation of fungal-type cell wall organization; activation of GTPase activity; signal transduction.
AUGGUGACGGUCGGCAAGUCGCACCCGGGUGCUGACCCUGUCCACCCUCUCCCCACCUCACCCGAUCCGGUCGGCGCCAACUCCCCGCCUUCAAAGCGAGAUUUAGCUUCAUGGUGGAAGCAGUUCAAACGAAGCACCAGAAAAGACGAAUUGAAAGUAGAGGCACCCCGCGGCAUCUUCGGAAUUGCGCUCAAUGUCAGCAUCAAGUAUGCCAAUGUGGCAAUCUCCUUGACCAACGACCACGGCGAAAGCUUCAUUUAUGGAUACGUGCCCAUUGUUGUGGCAAAAUGUGGAGUUUUCCUAAAAGAAAAAGCAACGGAUGUGGAGGGCAUCUUUCGUCUCAACGGAUCGGCCAAGCGUAUUAAGGACCUUCAGGAGGUCUUUGAUUCCCCCGAGCGAUAUGGCAAAGGACUCGACUGGUCCGGAUACACCGUCCACGAUGCAGCAAACGUGCUUCGCCGAUACCUAAACCAGCUUCCCGAACCCAUCGUGCCAUUAGAGUUUUAUGAGCGCUUCCGUGAACCUCUGCGUAUCUAUCAGCGACAAGUCCUGGAAGGCAAGCACACAAACGAUGCCGAUAAGUUCGACCACGCAAAGGCUGUCGAGACAUACCAGAACCUCAUCAUCGAGCUGCCCCCGUUGAACAAGCAGCUGCUCCUCUAUAUCCUCGAUCUUCUCGCGGUUUUCGCAUCGAAGUCCGAUCAGAAUCGCAUGCCGUCGGCCAAUCUGUCUGCAAUUUUCCAACCAGGGAUGCUGUCUCACCCCCAGCAUGACAUGUCGCCGGAGGAAUACAAGUUGAGUCAGGAUGUGUUGAUCUUUUUGAUUGAGAAUCAGGAUCACUUCCUGUUCGGAAUGAGUGGCACAGCUGCCGAUGAGCAGACCAUGAAAGAAGUCGAGGCAGGGAUUCCACGACCCGCAACUCACCCGACCGUUCGACGAUCAGUAUCCAACGCCAGUGCGAACACGGAAAGCCAUCGCAAGCUGGACAGUAUCCGACGAAAUGUCUCCGUUUCAUCGCGCAACUCCCGCCAUUCUAACAACGCUCAAAGCCCCGUAACCCCCACCUCAAUCACCGGCGGUGGUGGUAGCGGUGGUGGUGUCCACCGAAGCAAUACUCUGCCCUCGAAGAUGGGGCCCGUCUUGACCUCUGCCCGUUAUACACGAGCCAACGACGCUGGCUCGAAUAAUCCUUCCGGUCUCUCUGUUUCUCAUCAGAGUUCUCGGUCGAAUAGUCGAACACCGUCAGUGCGCGAAGAGCCGGAGCAGCCUCAGCCGAUCCCUGAGUCGAUCUCUCAUCCAGCUCCUCAGUCAGUCCCUGAACAGACUUCCGAGCAGCGUCCCGAGCAGCGUCCCGAGCAACGUUCUGAGCAACGUUCUGAGCAGCGUUCUGAGCAGCGUUCUGAGCAACUUCCCGAGAAACUUCCUGGGCAGCGCACCCCUAGUCGAUCAACUGCCUCACUGACCCCAGGCAACGUCUAUGUACACACGUCAACCCAUGGCCCAUUGCCUCCAGCAACUGCUGAACGUCUCAGCAUCGGCGAAAUUGCCAAGCCGCAUGAGAACCUCAACACAGCGGUCCCCUCACCCCCGGUCGCCUCGCCUCCACAGGUUGUCACCCCGAGUCGUGAGCGCAAACUUUCAAAUUUCUUCACGAAGUCACCGCCACCUGAUAGUGAACUGAGAGAGCCCCGGCAGCCGAAUCGCUUGAAGAAGAAGCGCAUUCCCGGCAGUGCAAGCAUCAGUGCACAAAGCUCGGCUAACUCUCUCCAUGCCCCGAGUCUAGAUCCCAGUGCGAAUCUUGAACCCAAGUAUGAAAAUCGGUCCGUGGAAGCUGCUGUUGGUGACACCACCCCGAGACCGCCAACUGCUGCCACACUCGGCAAUCAAGAGAACCCUUUCGACUCCAACCCGGCUCUCGUAGAGAGUACUUCGCAAUCUCACACUGACCACUCUUUGCGACCUCAUAAGUCGCGCACACCCUCCAUGAACUCGCGUUCGUCGUUUACUGAUCAGUCUGAUAUGGAUCAGCCUGAAGACGUCUCUCGCCAUGAAAAUCGUCGUAGUUGGCGGUUCCAUCGGUCGUCCAAGCGCAAUAGUGAGCAACUUGGACUAGGUUUCGCGUCUCCACCCCUGGUAGCGACGAAUCCCCGAGCCGGGCAAAGUACCAGUUCAUUCGGCAGCGGUCACUAUCAAAGCACGGAUCUUUCCAGCCACCCAUUAAGCUUGGAUGCUGGCGUUCAAGGCACGUCCUCCAUAGGAUCAGAGCCCGAGAAGAAGAGUUUGUUCGGAAAGUUCAAGGCCAAGGUCGCUCAGGUUCGGGAUGGUGUUAAGGAUGACCGUGAGCGCACAAUGAGCCCCACUCGGUCAGAGCACGACCCUGCCCUCACCAACCAGCCUCUUCCUCCCAUUGUUACGGAGUCGACAAAUGGCAACCCUGCUUCAGUCGAAGUCCCACGGGAACAGCCCAAGGAAGAGCAUAUGCGUUCCCCCGUAUCUCCCUUGCCUGGCGCUGGCCUUCCUCCAUCUAUCCCUGAAGAGCCGCAUAGCCCCGAACUGUCUACGGCUGUGCCUGUCGUUGAACAGACGGAGUCCGCUCAGCCGCCCGUUACCGAGUCAGUGUUGGCACCAGAGCCAACAAUGUCGCAUGAAAUCCCGAAAGAGACCGCAGGAUCGUCCACUUCGGCUGCUUGA